GACAAGCUUUGACAUAACCAGUCCUCUGUUAAUGAUGAAUGGAUGAAUGAUCAAUGAGCGGUGGGCCAAAAAUAGCACCACCUCAAAGGAGAUCAUUAUGUCAGCACCCGCCGCGCCGGGGGAACAAUGACUCCCCCGCACGUGACCCUGUUCCCCGAAGCACCAGCAGCUCAGCUCACUCGCGUCCUCACAUCUUCAUCGUUUGUCCAGCUUCAUCCCAUCCCCAUCCCCAUCCUCAUUCCUGCCCUCCCAAUUCCCUACCGACCAUCCCGUCAAUCCUUACUCCGUGCGCUUGAUGCGCAUACCUGUCUAGCCUGAAUUGACCACCUACAUCAAUCCAAUCAGCCCGUCACUACCUAGCUACCAAGACCAACCAAACACCAACCACUGCGCCCACCCCCAAUCCAUCCCCUCUUUCCUCAAACCCUACCAAAACAGUCAUCAUGACCACCGACUACAGCAAAAAGACCAACGCGGAGCUAGUCGAGAUCCUCAAGACCCGCAACCUCCCCCACACGGGCAAGAAAGCAGAGAUGGUGUCUCGGCUCCAAGAAGACGACAACAAGGACGGCGCUGCUGCCCCUGCCGCCACUGACGCUGCUGCCGCGCCCGCGAAACCCGCCGCCGCGGACGACGUCAUUGACUGGGAAGACGACGAGGUCCCCGCCGCGAAGCCCGCCAGCGCCGCCACCAUCGCCGCGGGCGGAAAAGGCGAAGUCGCCAACCCCGUCGCGGUGCCGAACCAGAAACUCGAUACCGAUCCCGCCGCGACGAGUGACUUGAAGGUUGCUGCCGAGGGAGAGGUCCCCGCGCCGCAGGAGGAGAAGAAGUCGGAGGAAGCUCCCGCCGUUGUUGCUGCUGAUGCUGCUGAGGGCGCGAAGGUGGAGGAGACAAAGGAGGAGGAGAAGAAGCAGCCCGCGCCGACCUUCUCGGCUGGUCUCCCGAUCACGGAGAUGGAGGCCGAGUUGAAGAAGCGCAAGGCGCGCGCGGCGAAGUUCGGCGUUACUGAGGAGUCGAAGGCGGCGAUCGAGGCGGCGGAGAAGCAGCUGGAGCGGGCUAAGCGCUUUGGCACUGAAGUGCCGGCUGCGACGGCCGCGGAGGUCGGUGUCAAGAAGCUCGAUGAGGCGCUGCCCGAGGAGAAGUCCCGGAAGAGAGGCCGCGGGGAGAAUGAUCAGGGUGCUGGUGCUGGUGCUGGUGCUGGGGAGAAACAGGGUGCUGGUGGGCGUGCUGGGAAGAGGCGCGAUGUUGGGGCUGGUCGCAAUGCCAACAAUAACAAUAACAACAACAACAACAACAACAACCGGGCCCGUGCGAAGGGGCGUGGUGGGAAUCGUAAUGGCGGCCAGCGGAGACAGCAAAAUGGUGGUGGUGGUGGCGAGAAGAAGGCUGCUGCUCCUGCCCUGAGUGAGAAGGAUAUCCAGGCGAUGGAAGCCCGGAAGAAGCGGUUUGGAACGGCUGCGUAGGUCUACCGAUCUUGCACGAUUCCUUCCUCCCUUCCCUUUCUUUUUCUUUCUUUUUUUCUUAAAUUUCUGUGCCAUAUCUUUGUCUAUGUUCUAUCUACCGGCGUUUAGGGGAAAUGAAAGCUUCACUACGCACAUCA
Aspergillus heteromorphus CBS 117.55 is the source of this 1600-nucleotide messenger RNA. RefSeq names its product SAP domain-containing protein. Gene Ontology annotation, cellular component: nucleus. The transcript has a single exon. Lineage: Eukaryota; Fungi; Ascomycota; Eurotiomycetes; Eurotiales; Aspergillaceae. Bases 444 to 1463 code for a protein of 339 amino acids. Gene Ontology annotation, biological process: poly(A)+ mRNA export from nucleus. The record is from RefSeq and is a predicted model, not a curated record.